Messenger RNA from Orbicella faveolata, 2981 nucleotides. RefSeq names its product serine/threonine-protein phosphatase 2A 55 kDa regulatory subunit B beta isoform-like. NCBI's taxonomy places the organism in Eukaryota, Metazoa, Cnidaria, Anthozoa, Scleractinia, Merulinidae. Gene Ontology annotation, cellular component: protein phosphatase type 2A complex. Gene Ontology annotation, molecular function: protein binding; protein phosphatase regulator activity. The record is from RefSeq and is a predicted model, not a curated record.
CUUUUUCGUUUUCUGAUUUCUCAGAAAAUAAGCAGUGUAUGAUUAGGGUUGUUUGCUGUUUAUAUUCUUGUCUUUUUUGCGUCGCAUUUGGACUGGCCACUAAAAUCAAUUGGAAUUGUAGAGAAUCAUAGCCGGUAUAUUUUGGGCGGAAGGGUUCACGAGACAUCGAAUUUCCUUUGCAGAAGCUAACGAUGUCUUAGUCACAACAAGAAAAGUUCUUUUAGAAUGCUCCACAACGUGGGAAAUUUGAAGCUUGGCGGCAUGAAGAGCUGUUCUGCCAUAUUUGGAAAUUAUGUCCAAAUCUGGAGAAUACAUAUUUUCUUCAUUUUGACGUCACACGUUCACCUUGAACGGCAUCCAUGUUGGAUUUCCUUCGGUAACACCUAUGUGAGGUUGCAAUCUAGGGCCAUCCUGGCCUUAUAAUUCAAUUUAGCGUUUUCAUAGUGAAAAAUAUACUUCUAGGAUAUCUAUGUAUUGUUGUUUGGAUAUAUUUUGCCAUUAAAUGCGAUGGCAAAAGAUGGAGGAGAAGUGCAAUGGUGCUUUUCACAGGUAAAAGGGACACUAGAUGAGGACCUCACUGAAGCUGAUAUAGUCUCUACUGUCGAAUUUAACCAUGAUGGCGAGCUUCUUGCAACCGGCGACAAGGGAGGACGGAUUGUGAUCUUUCAGAAAGAAGAGGCGCCGAAAGGAUCUCAACAUUAUGGCGAGUACAACGUUUACAGCACUUUUCAAAGUCACGAACCGGAGUUCGAUUAUUUAAAGAGUUUGGAGAUCGAAGAGAAGAUAAAUAAGAUCAAAUGGUUAAAGCGACGAAAUGCAUCGCACUUUUUGCUUUCUACCAAUGAUAAAACUGUGAAAUUAUGGAAAAUUUCUGAAAGGUGCUAUGCUCCAUCGAACUUCAACCUUCGCGAUGACCAAGGGGUACCAAGAAAUCCUGAAGAUGUAACAACAUUACGUGUUCCUGUGUUUAAACCCUCUGAACUAGUUGUAGAGGCUAGCCCUAGAAGAGUGUAUGCAAAUGCACACACAUACCAUAUCAAUUCUAUAUCCUUAAAUAGUGAUGACGAAACAUACUUGUCAGCAGAUGAUUUGAGGAUAAACUUGUGGCAUCUUGGGAUCAAUGAUCAGAGUUACAAUAUUGUUGAUAUAAAACCAGCCAAUAUGGAGGAACUAACAGAAGUGAUCACUGCUGCUGAGUUCCACCCUAUAGAAUGCAGUACAUUUGCGUACAGUAGCAGUAAAGGAACUGUUAGGCUUUGUGACAUGAGGCAAUCAGCUUUAUGUGACAGGCAUUCUAAAAUGUUUGAAGAACCAGAGGAUCCUGGUGCCCGAUCAUUUUUUUCAGAAAUUAUUUCAUCUAUAUCAGAUGUGCGAUUUAGCCACAAUGGCCGACACAUGUUGACACGGGACUACUUGACAGUCAAGGUGUGGGAUUUAAACAUGGAAAACAAGCCAGUGGAGGUUUACAAUGUACAUGACUAUCUUAGAAGCAAGCUAUGUUCCCUGUAUGAAAAUGACUGCAUCUUUGACAAGUUCGAAUGUGUUUGGAAUGGAAAUGAUGGGUCUAUAAUGACUGGGUCCUACAAUAAUUUCUUUCACAUAUUUGACAGAAAUGAUAAGCAAGAUAUCUGUCUUGAGGCAUCUCGAGAGUUCAGCAAGCCACGCCAGAUCCUCAAGCCUCGCCGUGUAGCAGUUACAGGAAAACGAAAGAAAGAUGAUAUUACAGUAGAAUGCUUGGACUUUAGCCAUAAGAUACUCCAUACUGCGUGGCAUCCUCAAGAGAACAUUAUAGCAGUUGCAGCUACAAAUAAUUUGUACCUGUUCCAAGAGGCCCGAACAUAACUCUUCAAACUGUUUAUAGGAUGCUUUUUUGUAAUAAUUACAGACAAUUUUGAAUUUAGGCUUAAAACUGAAUUGAGGGUAUUGCAUUGUAUGCGAUGCCUUACGCAGCAACUCUUAGGUAAUUGUCAAUCAUUAACAUUUUGAGACUACCAUUUUUUUUGUGGAAUUUUUGAAAAAAAUAUUUAUAACAUCAAAUUAACUUCCUCAACCUUUCAUUUAAAGAGUCCUGUAGAUUUGAGUUAUCAGAACUGAUUGGCAGUGCCAUGUUAUCUCUUUUAAUUGCUACAGUACCAGUAUUUUCCUAUCCCUGUAAGAAUCUGCUUUGACUAACAUAACCCUUUCCUGAUAUUGAGCAAUCACAUAUUGCUUUCUUUUGCAUGGAGGUUGAGUGUAUGCUUAAGCUUCACUUUCAGUGGUUCAGUUGCAACAGUUGAUUGAUACUCUGUAAAUAUAAGUAAUGAACCUUAAGAUGAAGAUGCAAAUUUUUGUAAAAUUAGGGUAUAAGGUACUUCUGUUGCAGCUAGCAAGACUGUUGCUUAUUUUCAGCAAAAAUCUUCUGAGAUUUUGUUAAAUUUAGGUAGUUUCAAAUGCUAAAGUUUUUAAUUUCUCAAACCAAUAAGCAACCUCCUUAUUUCCACUAAUUAACAAAUAAGCCCAGAUCUUAACUGACAAGUACUCAAGUGUUGCCUUGUGUUCAAGAUGUACUUUAUUUCUUUCAAGAAAGGUACUGUGUUAAGCCAUGUAUUCCAAUUAAUUCCCCAUUUCUAGACCUGCUUCCUCUAUUUUCUGAUACAUUUGUUUAACUGUUUCUGUUGGUAACCUUGAACCAUAACAAACAUCUGCUCAGUAGCUGAGGUUGUGUAAAGAACAGAAAAAUCACUUCAUUUGAGGGUUUCUUUGAUGUUGAUGUUGAUGUUUUCUACCAGCUUUUUCAAACUAACAAGUUUUAGUGUAUCUAUUAAAUAGUUGUUUCUUAUUUUCUUGACAAAAGAAAAGAAACUGUUCACCCUGUCUUCUUGAAAGUAAACUACUGUUUGUUUUUUUUUUUAGAGUUGGCGAGUGAGCUAUUUAAAUGGGAAAAGAAAGGAAUAUAUUGAUUUGUAACUGCUCACAAUAAAAAAAACACUCUUGUUUGUAAA